Daktulosphaira vitifoliae (grape phylloxera) is the source of this 1551-nucleotide messenger RNA. RefSeq lists its product as uncharacterized. Lineage: Eukaryota; Metazoa; Arthropoda; Insecta; Hemiptera; Phylloxeridae. The coding region runs from base 1 to 1551 and encodes 516 amino acids. The transcript is spliced from 4 exons. The record is from RefSeq and is a predicted model, not a curated record.
AUGAGUAAUAUUGAGGACAUAGAGGAGAAAUUAAAAGAAAUUUUUGGGGAUAAUACUAAUUCAGAAUUAGAUACAUUUGCUUUUGACAUAAUAUUUUCUGACCAGGAACUCAUUAAUAUUUUAGACGACGACGAAUUAGGAAACGUAAAUGACUUAAGAACACGUUUAGCUAGAUACUUUAGAGCGCAACUUAAAUUGUCAGAUAUAAAACCUAACUUAAGUCCAGCUGAAAUUGAGCAAGUUAUUCAUGCCUCUUCUAAUGAUAAACUAAUAAUCGUAGAGAGUAACGUAGAACCAAGUGUAGAAGAUAAAUUUGAAAGUAUAGGGGAAAAGUUAUCAGACAUCCUUAUUGAAGAAAAAAAUCAUUCUUACGCGAAUACUAGCGAUAUUACAAAACCGGGUCAUUUUUAUAAUAAUAUUAAUAACGCUUCGUCGGGUGAUCAAAAUAAAUUAGAGGGUUCAGGUAAAGAACAUUUUUAUGAAGAUAUAGACGAUUUAAAUAGAACCUUUAAAGAGGAACAAACACCGGAUAAUCAAACAAUAAAUUCAAAUAUUACAAGUAUGGAGUCUAAUAACCGAUCUUGGUUGAUGAAACCAGAUUAUUUUUCGGGUACUGAGGACGUAAGAAAAUUUUUCAGGCAGUAUGAAAAGGCAAGUGAAAUUAAUAGAUGGAAUGAGAACGAAUAUCAACCAAUAGGCUAUUUAACUCUAAUUAAAAAUAAACUGGAAAAACGUAGGCAGGAAGAGUCAGAGUCAGUUAUGAGUUAUGUAACAGAAAUUGAAAACUUAUGUAGACAGUUAAAUAAACAAAUGAGUGAAGAAGAUAUAUGUACUUAUAUUUUAAGAGGACUAAAAGAAUCAGUAUUGCAUGCUAUUUCGUUACAUGAUAAUAGUAGUUUGAAAAAUUUAAAAGAUAACUUGAAAAAGUUUGAGUUAAUGCAGUUUAGAAUAAACAAUAGAGGAGCCGCUGGUAUCAGUGAAUACACAGACAUUAUAAAUAGACAGGUAUCCCAACUAGAUAAAUAUUCAAAAGAAAGAGAACUUGAGGUUCAAGAUUUAAGGAGACAGUUAGAUAGAAGAGAUAGGGACUAUAAAAGAGAAAUAGAACGACUUAGCGAUGAGAUAAAAAAUAUUCAAGUUUUAGGUAAUAAUUCUAACAGGUCAGUAUAUUUUGAAGAUCGUAAAAAUAAUAGUUAUAGUAAGUAUAACAGAGACAAGAGCUAUGAGCGAAAUAGAGAAUACGCAGACUAUAGACCUAAUUAUAGAGACAAAAGCCCAUACCCUAGAAAGAAUUACGGUAGUAGAGAACCAAGUUUAGAAAGAAAGUACGAUAGAUACAGUAGAGAUAGAUCAUUUUCAAAGGAAAGAAAUGAUAGUAACAAGAAAUUCAGAGAUUUUAGUAAUGAUAGAAAUGAGUACAAUCGUUAUUCUAGACGUGAGGACUGUGAUAGACAGUCUUAUAGAUCACCAUAUAAUAGAGAUAACAGCAGAGAGAGACGGUCAAGGUCUAGAACACCAAAAUUUCGUAGGUAUAAAAUAACGAUCAAAUGA